AUGCUGGCUUCGAUGCAGCUUUCCUUGCUUACUGGCUUCUUGCUACCAACCUGCUUGGUUGGAGCGGUUUCGCAGCAGGAUGUGCAGCAAGCUGUCGACAGGCUCGAUGAUCUCAUUCAGUCUGUGCUCAAUGACACAGAGGUCCCCAGUAUCGCCGCUGCGGUCGUCUACAAUGACUCUAUCAUUUACGCCAACGCCUUCGGAGUGCGGGAAGUGGGAAGUAACGAGUCAGCGACACCAGAGACCGUGUAUCAAUUGGCAUCUCUCUCAAAACCAAUCAGCUCGACCAUAGUCGCCCAGCUUGUUAGCGAUGGCUAUCUUGACUGGUCGUCUAAAACCAAUGAGCUUGACUCGACGAUCGAGCUCUCAGACCCCUGGAUCACACGGGAGGUCACUAUCGAGGACCUCUUUUCUCAUCGCAGUGGAUUGUUUGGUGGCGGCGGCGACGAUCUAGAAUCAUUCAACUACAAACGCUCGGAGAUUUUGUCAAGGAUGAAGUACCUGCCCGACAGGCUCUUUCAGGAUUACAUAUCAAUAUAG
Messenger RNA from Exophiala oligosperma, 540 nucleotides. RefSeq lists its product as uncharacterized. The record is from RefSeq and is a predicted model, not a curated record. The coding region runs from base 1 to 540 and encodes 179 amino acids. NCBI's taxonomy places the organism in Eukaryota, Fungi, Ascomycota, Eurotiomycetes, Chaetothyriales, Herpotrichiellaceae. The transcript has a single exon.